Messenger RNA from Dentiscutata erythropus, 963 nucleotides. The record is from the annotation of a GenBank genome assembly. NCBI's taxonomy places the organism in Eukaryota, Fungi, Glomeromycota, Glomeromycetes, Diversisporales, Gigasporaceae.
AUGACGACCCCAUUUCAUAACGGCGGACACAAAUUAAUAACUACUUAUUUGAGAAGUUUGGAUGUUGAAGAACGAAGAGACUUGAAAUUAAAAGGCAUAAAAUUACCUUCUGUCUCACCGAUUCCGUUAUUUAAUUAUCCUUCGUUAAUUCGACACCUUGAUUAUGGUGAAAUGUUAUAUUCUGUUGAAGUUUGGUGUAGAAACUUACCUAAAAGAAGAUCAGAUUCUGUUAUAUCUAUAAUGAGAGUUUUGUUGAGGCUUUUUUUACAUAAUGCUGGACCUCUUUCUUCAUUAAAACUUGCUACUCUUGGUGAAGAUUAUACCGAUGAGAAAUGUAUGAUAUUGACCGAACCUGAAAUUAAAGGGUUGAUUACUUCUGUGCGAACUCUUUCUCUAGAUGGAUUUUAUUAUAGCGAGCAAGGUUUAUUGGCCAAACUUCCAGAAUUAUGUCAGAACGUGGAACAUUUAUAUCUUCGUGGGUGGUACGGACACCAACCAUGUAAAGCAGAUACCACAUCAUCCACGAAUGAUUCAGCAGCAAUUUCAUUACGAAGACUAAUUAAAGCACAAAAAAAUUUAAAAACCUUUGACAUGAUAAAUUGUAGAGCUCACCUUGGCUACAUGAUAUCAGCAUUAGAUACCCAAUCAGUUUCAUUGAGGUCAAUGAAGUUUCGGCUAGUAGAUUUUAAAGAUUGUGGUCCAUGGGAAGGAUUGGCAUCAUGUAUUAAACUAAGAAAUUUAGAAUUUUGGUUUUGUAAAGGAAUCACUCAUAAAAUGAUUAAGCCCCUCUUAGGGAAAAUAUUUACUGAAUUGGAAGAAGUUAAAUUAUUACAAUAUGGAAUUGGAUGUGAAGAAUUUAAUUAUUGGGUGAAUAAUAUUAAUGGAAUUAGUAGCACUAGCAACUGUAAUAUUUGUACUGUGGUGGAUGAAUAUGAGCCCGAAAACACAAAACUUUAUUGUUAA